UCAGCGGGGCAGAGCCGUGUUUGCAGAGCGGGACUCGCCGCCCCGCCAGUACCGCUGCUGUUUGGAGCGCCACUGCCUUCCGUUCCCCGGCAAGUUUGUAAAAUUACUUUAGAGAAAGCUGGGGCUGAGGCGAGCCUGGAGGUGCCGGACGAGCCCUCCUGGCCACAGGCCCCUCGGUAAUGAACGCUCAGCGCAGUGCGGGGAAGCUGCCGGGACAGGAGCGCCGGGCGGGCGCCCCGAGCCGCCUCAGGAGGAGGCGCCGGGGCCGCGGGAGGGGACGGGGCCGCUCUGGUUCCUCAUUUGCCGGCUGCGCCGAGCCUCCCGCAGACACCGGCCGAGCACCGGCGGCGAUGGACUACGACCACAACAAGGCGCUGCUGCUGGAGCUGCAGAGGGCGGCCGGCACCGAUCCAGAGUGGGCUUCUUACAAACUUGGAAUAUUCAUUUGUUUGAAUUGCUCUGGAAUUCAUCGCAAUCUUCCUGAAAUCAGCAGAGUCAAAUCCCUUCGGCUUGACUUCUGGGAGAGCAAUUUAAUAGAGUUUAUGAGGAAUCACGGCAAUCUCUGGGCCAAAGCUAAAUAUGAGGCAAAGGUCCCUCCAUACUAUUACAUCCCCAAGUCCCAUGACUGCAUGGUUUUAAGACAGCAGUGGAUUAGAGCUAAAUAUGAGCGUGGGCAAUUUCUUGACAAUGGAGUCUGCCACGAUCCCUGUUCUGCAGGCAGCCGUGAAGGAUGCCUCUGGAAGCUUGGCAAGGGACGCAGACAGUUCCAGAAGAGGCAGUUUCUCCUGUCAGCAAGGGAAGGGGUGAUGAAGUACUACAGCAAAGAAUCCAAAGUUCCAAAAGCCGUUAUCAGCGUUGAGACUCUGAAUGCAAUGUUCCAGGUGGAGAAAAUAGGACACAGUCAUGGGCUGCAGAUCACAUACAUCACAGAUGGUCAAACAAGAAACCUUUUUGUCUAUCAUGAAAGUGGAAAGGAGAUUGUUGAGUGGUUCAAUGCUAUUCGGGCAGCACGCUACCAUUACCUCAGAACAACCUUCCCAAAUGUCCCUGAGCCUGAGCUCAUACCCAGGAUCACAAGAAAUUUUGUCAAAGAAGGAUAUAUGGAGAAGACAGGACCAAAACAGAAGGAGGCCUUUAAGCUACGCUGGUUCUGCUUGGAUUCUCAGGAAAGGAAUCUGCUAUACUUUAAAAAUCCACUGGAUGCAUUUGCACAGGGCCAGGUUUUCAUCGGAAGGAAGGAUGAGGGAUAUGCAGUACGAGAUGAUUUGCCCCAGAAAGUCUGGGUGAAGAAGAAAAAGCCAGUGAUCACUCUGGUCACGCCAGUGAGAGAGUUUGUGUUUAUCUGUGAGAAUGACAGGAAGCAGAGGGAGUGGAUGGACGCCUUGAAUGGAGUCAUCACCCAACUGUGAUGUCCACAGGCAGCUGUAUUCCACCUAGCUGCAGCUUCUGGCCACACAGGAACAGGGUUGUUUUCAGCAGAGUGGGAUGAAUGUAUUUUACAGCACUACAUUUCUGGCACAAUAAAAAACCAGGCCAAGUUUAAGUUGUGGAGGAUACUGUAAUGGAAUCAGUUCUCUAAUGGAAUCACACAGAUUCUUCUAGCUCCUUGCUUUCAGCAGUCUCUAGUGUUUGGCUUUUAUGUGACUGGCAAAUCCAACAUCCAAUGAUUUUUUUCCAAAACACAACCCCACACGGUGCCCCAGUGAAUGUGUUGAGAGUAAAGGAUGAACACACAUUGAUCUGGCUCACCCAGACAAAGCUUAAUGAGCUUGAUUAAACUGAACAUUGAAAGGCAGAAGCAAGUUUUAGAAGUAUUUUCUUCAGUGAUUGCUUGCAAAUACUCUGUGAAUGAGGACUGGUGUUCAGUGUUG
Molecule: messenger RNA, 1871 nt
Organism: Passer montanus (Eurasian tree sparrow)
Lineage: Eukaryota; Metazoa; Chordata; Aves; Passeriformes; Passeridae
Gene: ADAP2
Product: ArfGAP with dual PH domains 2
Exons: 10
Coding region: 180-1409 (409 amino acids)
Biological process (GO): positive regulation of GTPase activity
Cellular component (GO): plasma membrane; intracellular membrane-bounded organelle
Molecular function (GO): phosphatidylinositol bisphosphate binding; GTPase activator activity
Source: RefSeq, a predicted model, not a curated record